Panicum virgatum (switchgrass) is the source of this 2701-nucleotide messenger RNA. Its product is annotated as protein NTM1-like 9. Gene Ontology annotation, molecular function: DNA binding. The record is from RefSeq and is a predicted model, not a curated record. Gene Ontology annotation, biological process: regulation of DNA-templated transcription. The transcript has 7 exons. Lineage: Eukaryota; Viridiplantae; Streptophyta; Magnoliopsida; Poales; Poaceae. Bases 213 to 2237 code for a protein of 674 amino acids.
GAGCGGCCAGCCACUCGCUUUCUUCGCAACCACGUCUCCUCCCUCCCCCGCCGCCCCUCCCCUCCUCCUCCCCUAAAAUCCCCACGCCAAAUCCACCCGGCCCAAACCCUAGCCCAACCCCGCUCCCCCUCCCUCCCUUCCCAUCCUCCUCCUCCCCCCACGCUUCCUUCGCCGCUAAGCAUAUCCCUCCCCCCGCCUGGAUCUCGACGAGGAUGACGGUGAUGGAGCUCAAGGCGCUGCCGCUGGGCUUCCGCUUCCACCCCACCGACGAGGAGCUCGUCCGCCACUACCUCAAGGGCAAGAUCACCGGCCAGAUCAAUUCCGAGGUCGAGGUCAUCCCCGAGAUCGACGUCUGCAAGUGCGAGCCGUGGGACCUCCCAGAUAAAUCGCUGAUCCGGUCGGAUGAUCCCGAGUGGUUCUUCUUCGCGCCCAAGGACCGCAAGUACCCCAACGGGAGCAGGUCGAAUAGGGCCACCGAAGCUGGAUACUGGAAGGCCACAGGCAAGGACAGGAUCAUCAAGUCCAAGGGUGACAAGCGCAAGCAGCACAUCAUUGGCAUGAAGAAGACCCUUGUGUUCCACCGCGGACGCGCACCCAAGGGUGAGCGGACAGGGUGGAUCAUGCAUGAGUACCGCACCACCGAGCCGGGGUUCGAGUCUGGCGAGCAGGGUGGUUACGUUCUUUAUCGCCUCUUCCGGAAGCAGGAGGAGAAACCUGAGCGCCCUAGCCCAGAUGAAGUGGAUAGGAGUGGCUACUCGCCUACUCCUUCUCGCUCGUCACCUGACAACAUAGAGGUGAAUGAGGAAGCAAACACACCAUUAAACAGGGAAUCUCCAGAGUCUGGUCUGCAUGAAAGUCCGAUCGAGCUGCCAAAAUCUGUGGAAACCCAUGCCAUGCCGAUGACGAGGUGGCUGGCGGACAGAAAUGAUAACUUGGUGGCUACUACAGCGGAUGUUUCCCGUAUGCCUAUUAUUGGACAUGCUAAUGUACCUGAGGUUGAUCCUUCUGCUGGUGCUUCAGCUCAGUUCGUUCAUCCACAGAAUGGGAAUGGUGGUUUUAACAAUUUUGUGCCUGAUAUUGCCCCCAAUCUACCGCAUGGAAAUGCAUUCUUCUCUGAUUUCCAGCAAGGAGCUUUUGAUUUUGAUGGCAACAUGAAUCCUCCCGAUGCCCUCGAUGCUUUCUUGAACCAAGCACUUGUUGAUCCUGAUGAACAUUCAUCAACAACAUCAAAAGUUCAGUAUGACUCGGACAUUCCUAUGGAAUUUGAUAACCACGGGGUUGCACAGGGUGAAGAAUGCUGGUGGGCAAAUCUAGAUUUCGUGCUAGAUGAGCCAAACCCUCUGAAUUCUCAAUAUGAGAAUACACCAUUGCUUCAUUAUGACAUAAAUGACCAGGAUGUACUUUCGGUGGACUCUGCUGCUGAUUCCUUGCAUGAACUGUUCAAUAACAUGGAGGAUUCAAGUGCAAGGAGGGCUGGAACUGGGAUUUCUCUUAUGCCCCGGCAGUCACAGCCCUCUGUGCAGCCAAACUCCGUGUUCACUAACCAGGGCACUGCAACAAGAAGGCUCCGGCUACUGUUGCCUACUGAUUUGGAGAGUGGCGAGAGCAUAACUAGAGAUGAGAGUGAAGAUGAAGUAUCGUGCAUUGUAGAUGAAGUAUCGUGCAUUGUGACUCCGAACUAUGUGAAUGAAGCUGCAGAUAAGGAUGUGGUUUCUGAUGGAGAUGAAGCUGAGUCAACAGGGAUUGUUAUUAGAAGCCGGCCUGCUCCAAGUUCAAGUUCAGAGAGUUCAUUGACCCAACAAGGGACUGCAGUGCGAAGGCUGCGGCUGCAGUCACACCUCAAGACAGGACCAUGUCCGAGUACUGAUGAUACUUCAAGUUGCAUCAUCAAUGAAACAGAAAGUCACCACAAAGCAGAGAAAUCUGAGAUUGUAGAAGAUGCAAGUACAAACUUUGCUGAAACUGUUGAUGGUAUAUUGGACAAUUGCGGUGAUAGUGAACACAAGAACAUGCCUGAAAUUGUUGCUGAAACAGCUAUUCCAGAAGCCAAAUCAGUUCCAAGGCUGCGGAAAGCUUCUGAGAAGAGCGGGAAGGAUGCUAUCAAGCAGGAGGAUGGUCUUGAGCCCCACGUGAGAGCACCAGCUCAGAAGGGGGGCUUCCAACCUUACAUGGUCGGGCUGGUUCUUUCGGUGCCCCUGCUGUUGCUUCUCUGUGUCCGGGUGUAUGGAUGGAUAUGAAAGAUAAUCCCGGUGCAGUGUAGGGUAGUCAUGUUCUGCGCACUCAGGUUCCCAGUAUUGACCUGGUGGUGUGUUGUCAUGUGUACAUAACUUUGUCUUAACGGCAUGGGUUUAUAGGGCCGUAGUACAUCCUGUGUCUGUUCUCUUGGCAAGCAGAGUAAGCUGAAAAUCCAAAAAAAGAGGUAGCACGUUAGGAGGAAGAAAAAGAAAAAAAAAAGAACCAUUAUUAGAGGCAUAGUACUAUAGUAGUAGUACGUCCUUGUUUGUUUUUUUUUCCAGCUGUUGCCGCAGAUUCUGGUGAAUUUGUGGUAGCUGUUGUGUAGUUGCAAGCCAUGCCCUCGGCUGCUGGCUUUAUUUCCUGAUGUAAUGUAGCAAGACCCUGUUAGAUAGGGCGCUGAAUGUCUGAUGAACCUUGGUAAUGUCUUGUUAAUGUAGAUAGUCCGUGCAAAAGUUUCAGUUCCUGA